GGGUUGUCUCCCAUGAAAGAUGUCUGCGCCCAUAAGACGAUGUUACAAAAUAAUAAGAAUAGCUGUAAUACCCAAAUCACGGCAAUAUUCAUCCACCGUGUCUGGUAGAGAUGUGUAUGACUUGGUUGUUAUUGGUGGAGGAUCUGGUGGAUUAGCAUGCUCUAAAGAAGCUGCCCAUUUUAACAAGAAAGUUGCUGUAUUGGAUUUUGUAAAACCAUCUUCACAAGGUACAAAAUGGGGCCUGGGAGGAACCUGUGUAAAUGUGGGAUGUAUACCCAAAAAGUUGAUGCACCGUGCUGCAUUGUUAGGGGAAUCUAUCCAGGAUGCCAGUGUGUUUGGAUGGAAUGUUUCUACAGACGUAAAGCUUGACUGGAAUAAGAUGUCUGAGCUAGUACAGAAUUAUGUAAAAUCUUUAAACUGGGGCCACAGAGUACAAUUGAAAGACAAAAAUGUAGAAUAUAUCAAUGCUUAUGGAACAUUAGUAGAUGCCAAUACCAUUAAAUAUGUAGAUAAUAAAGGAAUAGAGAGGCUGUUGACAGCCAAGAAUAUUGUGAUAGCUUCAGGAGGAAGACCACAUAUUCCAGAGGAGAUUCCAGGAGCAUUAGAACACAGUAUUACCAGUGAUGAUAUAUUUUGGUUAACAAAACCACCAGGAAAGACAUUAGUAAUUGGUGGAAGUUAUAUAGCCUUGGAGUGUGGGGGAUUUCUGACAGGAAUGGGCUUUGAUACAACUGUAAUGGUCAGAUCUAUAUGUCUACGACAUUUUGACCAGCAAAUGGCAAGGCUUAUAGCAGAUUAUAUGGAAAAUCAUGGAACAAAAUUUCUGAAAAAGUGUCGUCCACAAAAAAUAGAAAAAUUAAGUGAUGGAAGAUUAGAAGUAUCUUACACAGAUAAGAAAGGAAACACAAGUUCUGAUAUAUAUGACACAGUAUUAAUGGCUGCAGGCAGGAAACCAGAAACAUCAGGGAUAAACUUAGAAUCAGUUGGUGUUAAAACAGAUCCAGAAACCAAUAAAAUAAUAGGAAACUAUGAGAAUGACCAUGAAAGAAGUUCUGUGUCAAAUAUUUAUGCUAUUGGAGAUGUCUUACAUGAUAGACCAGAACUGACUCCAGUGGCCAUAAAAGCUGGACGAUUGUUGGCUGAGAGACUGUUUAAUGGAUCAAAAGUGAAAAUGGAUUAUGAUAAAAUACCUACCACUGUGUUCACACCAUUAGAAUAUGGAGUUGUUGGCUUAUCUGAGGAUGAGGCUAUACAGAAGUUUGAUGAAGAUAGUAUUGAGGUUUAUCAUGCAUUUUACAAACCACUUGAAUUUGCUCCAGUUGGGAGAGAUGUGUCACAGUGUUAUAUAAAGGUUAUUUGUAUGAGAGAUGGAGGAAAAGUGUUAGGUAUACAUUUUCUGGGACCAAAUGCUGGAGAGGUUAUACAAGGCUUUGCUGCAGCAGUAAGGUGUGGAAUUUCUUGGCAUGACUUGUCCAGAACUGUAGCAAUUCAUCCAACUAGUGCUGAGGAAGUGGUCAAAAUGACCAUUAAUAAAAGGUCAGGCCUUGACCCUACUGUCACUGGUUGCUGAGGUUAAAGUUCACUCCUUUUACUAUUUACUAUCCUCUGAUAAUGUGCGAAUCUCUUAAGUGUGUAUUAGGAAAAUGUUUUUAAGUAUUUUUGUAUGAGGUAUGCAAAUGGUUUUUAUAUGUGCAUGAACAAGAAUUUAAAAGAGAUAUUUUAUAUGAAGUUAAUUUAAAAGUAUGAAUAGGAUGAUGCAUGUUGUGUAUUGUAUAUAAGACAAAGCAAUUACCUUAUUUUUAUUAUGCCCCACCUACGAUAGUAGAGGGGCAUUAUGUUUUCUGGUCUGUGCCUCCGUUUGUUCGUCCGUUCUUUCGUCCCGCUCCAGGUUAAAGUUUUUGGUCGAGGUAGUUUUUGAUGAAGCUGAAGUCCAAUCAAUUUGAAACUUAGUACACUUCUUGCUUAUGAUAUGAUCUUUCUAAUUUUAAAGCCAAAUUAGAAUUUUGACCCCAAUUUCACGGUCCACUGAACAUAGAAAAUGAAAGUGGGAGUUUCAGGUUAAAGUUUUUGGUCAAGGUAGUUUUUGAUGAAGUUGAAGACCUAACAACUUGAAACUUAGUACACAUGUUCCAUAUGGUAUGAUCUUUCUAAUUUUUAUGCCAAAUUAGAUUUUUUACCCAAUUUCACGGUCCAUUGAACAUGGAAAAUGAUAGUGCAAGUGGGGCAUCCGUGUACUUAGGACACAGUCUUGUGUACAUUGCUUCAAAACCUGUUUUAAGGACAGACAGAGCAAUGGACUGUUGCCUGCCAUCUGUUUAUUUAUGUAUUUUAUUUAUUUCAACCAUUAAAAGAUAAAGCAAUCUGAUUAAAACUAGAUCUUUCACUUUGUUUAUUGCUUUUAUAAGAUCUGAAACCAACCUUUAUUUGAACAAAAGCAAUCAUGCAAUAAAAAAUUAAAUGGGGCUAAAAUUUGUGUCUACUUCUAUUAAAUUUUGUUGUAACACUGAAAAUUUGAGUCACAUUUAUAUACUGUUAUAUACAUUUAUAGUCAAAGUUUGACAGAGUGUAUAUACUGUCCAGAAGUAGUGGCUUUUGAAUAAUUGGGGGAAAAAACAUUAAAAUAUCCAUUGUACAAAAACAUUUGUUAAAACAAUUUGUAUGCUGAGUGAGAGGGAAAUGUCCAGUUUUUGUGUGAUUGUAUCUUUUAUAAUUUAGAACAUAUGGAUGCAUGUCAUUGUGGAUGCUAAAAAGUUGAUAUAAACUGAUUUUUUAUCUAUUAAAAGACUACUUUUCUUUCAAUGGUUCAUUAGAACAGGAUUCUUGUGUUGUCAUUUUGUAUUUUGUAUAAAUACUAUUUUUGUAUACCUUAUUUGAUUUACUGUUAUCAGAGGAUGUGUAUUAGGAGUGUAUCUUUAUUAUUAUAUGUUUAUCCUGCAUGACAACUUUACCUUAAGGUGCUACCAUAGCAACAGGUAUAGUUUGAUGAAAGGAUAAUUCAAAUUCAGUCAAUCAAAAUCUAUAUUUCAAUUCAUUACUACAUUCCUUUAUUCUAUGUGGAUUCAUUCAUUUGUGAAUUAUGGAUAACUUGCAUUUUUGUGGAUAUUUGAUUUUCAAAGUCUGCUUGCAAACCAACAGACAAUAGUUUAUUCGUUUUGUAGUGACUUUAGUGGUUCACCUGUGCCAAAGGAAUCUACCAAAAAUUGGUAUUCCAUGAAUAAAGAUGAAUCCACAGUCUGGAUUUCCUCAAAAUUUUACAAUUUUUUAAUCCAAUGAACAAAUGAUUAUACAAAAGUAUUAUUUGAUAUAUUUCAGUUGAGACCACCCUUAGAUCUUUGUGAUCUAAUUUUUUCCAGGUAUAUGACCAUUUAUCACAUUAUUAUCAUUUUACUGUCUCAAAACCAGUCAUUUUGUCAUUUUACUGUAUAUAGUAAUUAUGAAACAAUGUAUUUUGAAUUAUCUGUUAUUUAAGAAUUGAAUGCUUCU
This is a messenger RNA of Mytilus trossulus (common blue mussel), 3483 nucleotides long. Its product is annotated as thioredoxin reductase 2, mitochondrial-like. The record is from RefSeq and is a predicted model, not a curated record. Gene Ontology annotation, biological process: cell redox homeostasis; cellular response to oxidative stress; glutathione metabolic process. Lineage: Eukaryota; Metazoa; Mollusca; Bivalvia; Mytilida; Mytilidae. Bases 20 to 1570 code for a protein of 516 amino acids. Gene Ontology annotation, cellular component: cytosol; mitochondrion. The transcript has 17 exons. Gene Ontology annotation, molecular function: glutathione-disulfide reductase (NADPH) activity; thioredoxin-disulfide reductase (NADPH) activity; flavin adenine dinucleotide binding.